GGCUACCACAUGUCACCCAAGUUGAAUCCGAAAGUCCGAAACCCUACCAAAGGUCACCGCCGCUAAAGCCUAAAAGGAUGUCGUCCAGGCAAAGGAAGGCGGCGAGGAAAGGGGGGGCAAGACCACUGUAGUAAUGGUGAAAGUACAUAAAGAAUGUAAGGACUGUGAAAUGCAAUUCUGCAAUGCUCUGCGAUCUUUUGAUGAAAAUUGAUAGGGGUUCACGAUUUCUUGUUUUCAUCGCUAGUUUUAGGGUUUCAGGCUUUCAGCUCCUUACCUCCUCCUCCACCAUGGGAAAUUUGCUUCUGGAGAGGUAUCUAUACGGGCGCUCUGGAAUCCAUCGCGUGAAUAGAUCUGUCAAUGCAGUUGUUGGGAAGAGGAAAUUGAAAUUGCGUCGCAAGUUUGCUAGUAGGCAAGUGGAUGCUGAGGGUCAUGAUGGUGGUGCAGCCCCGGAAGAAACAACAAUGGAAAAGAUGCAAGAAAAUCAUGCACGGAAUGGGAUUGGCAAUGGCAUGCACUUAGACAACGGGAAAAAGAGCUUUGAAGGUUAUUGCGAAGAGAGCCUCCUUGAAGAUUUGCAUAGAGACAUGUAUGCAUACCGCUUGAACGACCUAGUUGAUCAUCAGGUUCGAUUUCUUCGCGACUUAGUUGAUGAUCCAACUUGGAGAGAGAUAAGAUAUGCUUAAGUGAUGAAUGGAGCCUGACUGAGAAGGAUGAAUGGUUCUACUUAUGCAUGCACAUCUGCAGUGCGGAGUUUCUACCU
Cuscuta campestris is the source of this 760-nucleotide messenger RNA. NCBI's taxonomy places the organism in Eukaryota, Viridiplantae, Streptophyta, Magnoliopsida, Solanales, Convolvulaceae. The record is from the annotation of a GenBank genome assembly.